AUACAGUUGACUCCUUGUCCUUGACUUGGCUUGUCCAAUGUACACGCCAAAAGUUGAACUUUCAACGAUUUGGAAUCAUCAUGCAUCUAAAUAUGCUUUGUUUAAGUGGAAAAGGUUGUAUUGUGAUCAUGGUCAGCGUUUGCUCACUGAUUUAAGUUGAUCGAGUUCCUGGAACAAGAAACAAAAUUUGAUGAUGCAACUUGUCAAUGAGAUGGCUGCAGCUAACAAAUCAAGUGGUUCAUUUCAGCUGCGGAUGAUUGUUAUGUUUCUUUACAUUUUCAGCUUCUUAAAGCUCUGUGUUGGAUUGGACAGCUUAUCACCAGGCCGACCUCUCUAUGGAAACGAGACUUUAAUCUCUGAGGGCCGCAAAUUUGAACUAGGAUUUUUCUCGCCAGGUAACUCACAUAAGUCGUAUGUUGGUAUAUGGUACUAUGGUGUCCGAGGGAAAAAAACAAUAGCUUGGGUUGCAAACAGAGAGUGGCCCAUCCGACAGAUUACUAACAAUUCAAGAUUGUUACUAACUAAAGAUGGCAGAUUGAAUCUGUACAGUUCUGUGGAUGAGAUAAUCUGGUCUACAAAUAGUUCUGUCGCUAAUAAGGGGCAACUUCUUGACAAUGGUAAUUUCGUUUUAAGUGAUGGAUUGAGUUUUGUGUGGCAAAGCUUUGACUAUCCAACUGAUACUUGGUUACCUGGUGCGAAACUUGGAAACAAUAAGAGCUUGAUACUCACUUCUUGGAAGAGUCGGGAUGAUCCUGCUCGGGGAGAUUUUUCUUUUGGGAUGGAUCCAAACGGCAACCUUCAACUUUUUAUCUGGAAGAAUUCGUCACAAUUAGUUUGGAGGACUGGACUUUGGAAUGGCAAUAAAUUUGAUUCUUUUGUGCCACUUCAGACGAAUUUUAGUUACAUAUCAAAUGAUCAAGCUAAAUAUUUUACUUAUAAUAGUUCUAUAUUACCCACUAAGAGAUAUGUCAUAACUAAUGAGGGACAGAUCCAGCACUGGUUGCUAGUGAACAAUCAAAUUUGGGUACUAUAUAAGCUGCAUCCUGCAGAUAUAUGUCAAUUGUUUGGUAUCUGUGGUUCUAAUGCGUUUUGCAACAUAUUAUUAGCCCGUCGAUGCAAUUGUUUGAACGGUUUUAUCCCUGAUUCGCCAGAACAGUGGCAGUCUGCUAAUUGGUCGGCUGGAUGUAUCAGGAGUAAGCCCCUGCAGUGUUCCAAUAUUGAUUUUUUUAAUGUGUCUGGAGUUUCGAUGCCUGCAAAUUCACAGUUUAUGAAUUUGGAGAGUGGUCAAGUCUGUCGGUUUGCAUGUCUGGCAAACUGCUCAUGUAGUGCUUAUGCUUACAAUAAUGGCAGAUGUUCAUUAUGGUUCGGUGAUCUAGUGGAUACACGCGUAUUAUCAAGUCACCAAAAUUCUGGAGGAAUUCUAUACAUCAGAUCUUCUGAGGUUCUAGCAAGAGACAAAAAGCUAUCAAAUGUUCUAGCGGCAGUGUUCAUCAUCAUUCCACUUCUCAUCUGCAUUUCAUUCAGUUAUAUGUUAUGGUGUCUCUGGAGAAGGAAACAUAAUAGAAAUGAGGCAGGGGAGAAUAUAUUUUAUCAUAACUGGGAAAUUAGCAGCAAACAGAACACAGAUAGUGCUAGCAUCAGCACUAGCACCCCACCAAGAGGAGAGAAGAAAGUUUCCAACUUGCCAAAGUUUAGCUUUUCAAGCAUAUCUGCUGCCACAAACAACUUCUCCUCUGCAAACAAGCUAGGAGAGGGUGGUUUUGGACCUGUGUACAAGGGUAACUUAUUUGGGGGGAAAUCAGUAGCAGUUAAAAGACUUUCUAAAAGGUCUGGUCAAGGGAUGGAAGAGUUGAGAAAUGAAACAGUUUUAAUUGCUAAACUCCAACACAGGAAUCUCGUUAGACUCUUGGGAUGUUGUAUUGAACAGGAUGAGAAGAUUCUAAUUUACGAGUACAUGUCCAACAAAAGUUUGGAUCAUUUCAUUUUUGAUCCUAGUAAACAAAGUCUACUUGACUGGAGAAGACGUGUCCUCAUCAUUGAUGGCAUUGCACAAGGACUUCUUUAUCUUCAUCUACAUUCAAGAUUACGCAUAGUUCAUAGAGAUUUGAAGGCUAGCAACAUUUUGUUGGACGAUGAACUGAAUCCUAAGAUUGCAGAUUUUGGGAUGGCCAGAAUAUUUGGUGGGAAUGAAGUUCAAGCAAAUACCAACCGGAUUGUGGGAACUUACGGUUAUAUGUCCCCGGAAUACGCCAUGGAAGGACUAUUUUCAAUAAAGUCUGACGUCUUUGCCUUUGGUGUCUUGCUACUGGAGAUCAUAAGCGGGAAAAAGAACACUGGUUUCCGAAACUCUGAUUGCCUUAGUCUUCUUGGACAUGCGUGGGAACUGUGGCAAGCAGACAGGGUUCUGGAGCUGGUGGACUCAAAUCUAGACAUCCCUUCAUCCUUUGUGCCACUGAGACUCAUUCAUGUCGGCCUCUUGUGUGUUCAAGAUAGUCCUGCAGACAGACCAACCAUGUCUGAUGUUUUGCUUAUGUUUAGCAAUGAACACAGUCAGCUGGUUUCUCCUAAACGCCCUGCUUUUACAUCUGGCGGUAACUCAGGCUUCGAGAUAGACAAAGCUGACAAUUUUUCAGUGAAUACUCUAACAGCUUCAGUGAUGGAUGGUCGCUGAUGUUUCCUAUCAUUCAUUUGCCAUAAUUUCUUACACCAUUAUGUAAAGAAACACUUCAAUGGUUGCAUCCCUCUUGUAGGUGUCGACUUCUCUUGCUUGUGGUAUAUUUGUGUCUUUACACAUAGUGAAUGAUAAUUUUUAUUGGCGGA
This is a messenger RNA of Daucus carota subsp. sativus, 2820 nucleotides long. Its product is annotated as G-type lectin S-receptor-like serine/threonine-protein kinase B120. The transcript has 7 exons. Lineage: Eukaryota; Viridiplantae; Streptophyta; Magnoliopsida; Apiales; Apiaceae. Bases 191 to 2671 code for a protein of 826 amino acids. The record is from RefSeq and is a predicted model, not a curated record. Gene Ontology annotation, molecular function: ATP binding; protein serine/threonine kinase activity. Gene Ontology annotation, biological process: recognition of pollen; protein phosphorylation.